UAACACCUCGUGAACAUUUGUAAUAAAUCCUUUAUAUUUAGAAUUAUAUCUAUUAAAGCAUUCUGGAGUACUGCAUAACACGUUAGAUCAGAACUAAAUUUUAAAUGUUACCUGUGACAGUUUGUAUAACUGUAAAAUAGCAAGGAAAAAUUUACUAUUUCAUAAAAUAAUUCUAGAAAUAAUAAUAUAUUUUAAUAUAUAUAUAUAUAAUAUAUAAUGAACGUAAUUGUUGGAAUAAUCGAAUUUAUAAAUAUCAUAAUUAAAUGAUCAGUUUUGAAUUUCUAAUUCCAAUAGAAUUAAUUUAACCUAUGUGCGAGAUUCAUUAUUUAAAUUGUUUCCAACGAUAUUUUCAAUAACUGAUAGUGACAUGCGAACUAUCAAGCAUCAUAGUGAAGUAUAUUUAUCGUUUUGCAAUAUUUUUAUACUUUUUAUAUCUUGAAAUAUUAAUAUUUAAUAUAAGAAAUAAUUAAUAUUAAAAAUAAUAUAAGAAAUAAUUAAUAUUAAAAAUAAUAUAAGAAAUGGAAUUACCAUUAAGGCUAGUAAUACAACAAAAUAAUACUAUUUAUGACGAUAUUAUAUUAACUUGGAAUUAUGCUACUAAAUUUAACAAUCAAGUUAACGAAAAUGAAGUUCAAUUAAAUCCGGAUAUUUCCAAUCAAAAGUCGCAACGCAAAACCAUAUUAGUUCUCCUAAAUCUUAAAGGAUUUAAUGCUUAUUUGGCCUCAUUGUUUGUUCAUUAUUUGAUAAAAUCUGAUAUUUAUCGUAAAGCUGCGUUACAGGUUUUAUUAGAACGUUUCUCUUUAAUGACACAUAAUCAAGACUGUGUAUACUUAUUUUUAAUGAAAUUACGUACACCGAAAAAGCAAUUUUUAGAUUAUAAAUGGAAUGAAAGAAUAAACAUAUUGGCACUAGAAGCAAGAGAAAUAGAUUUUGCUAUGUCAUGGUUAUCUACGCUAGGAGGAGCAUUUUCUUCAUUAGGAGAAAAAUCUCAACAUUGUGCUCAGAUGGCAGGAAAUAUUUCGGUAAAACAAUAUCAAUUAGCGAUGCGUCUUGGAAAUCCUCUUCUAGUUGCUCGUUGUAAAUUAUACGCAGCCUUGAGUUUAAUACAGCAAGGUUAUUUCAAAAUUCCGAUACAUCUAAUAAGAAAUGUAUACAAACUUGCGUUGGAUCAGAAAGAUACGCGUCUGCAAAACAUGUGCCAGGGUAUCUGGGCAAAACUUCAGUACUCUUACAAACAAACAAAAAUGAAAUCUAAGAAUUAUUAAGAUAUUGUAACUUUAUUUAAAUGUAUAUACUCAUAUAUGUAUGUAUAUAUAUAUACGAGACGUAUAGAUGAUAAUGCUAUGAAAAUUUUAAACAAUAUAUAUAUAUACAUACGAUAUUUGUAAAUUCGUAAGUAAAAUUAUAGAAUUAAAAAAAGAAAGAGUUUAAGACCAACGUACAAUAUUCCCAGAAAGUUUUAUAUAUUUUUUUUUCAUGUUUGUCGUUAUAAAGGCAUCUUAGAUUACUAUUACAUAGUAUUGCUUUGUACAUAGAAAAAAAUAAUAAUAUAAAAUAAUGUUUUUACCUACAAUUUGAAAAUAUCCGUGAAAUAGGAUGACUC
Messenger RNA from Polistes dominula (European paper wasp), 1603 nucleotides. RefSeq lists its product as uncharacterized. NCBI's taxonomy places the organism in Eukaryota, Metazoa, Arthropoda, Insecta, Hymenoptera, Vespidae. The record is from RefSeq and is a predicted model, not a curated record.